Molecule: messenger RNA, 1563 nt
Organism: Prorocentrum cordatum
Lineage: Eukaryota; Dinophyceae; Prorocentrales; Prorocentraceae
Source: the annotation of a GenBank genome assembly
GAUCUCGUCCAGAUCAAGACGUGCUGCAGGGGCUUGGCUGCCAUCCUCGACCCGCUGCCAGGUGCCUGCGGAUCUGAGCCGGCGGACGUCGAGUACGUCUGGGCUGAGGAGGAGGAGGGGAGCCACCACGACGACCCUUCCAAGCACCAGAAGCGCAUGACACUGCUCCGCAAAGCGAUCACCGGGGACUCGACCGUCAAGACUCUCUAUGCUCAGUGGGAAGCCUCCCUCUUGUUACCCGACCAGACCGGCGAGGUGGCCAUCCUCAGGACAGCCGUGGACGCUCUCAAGGGUGACACCGCCGACGUGAGCAAGUUCCGAGAUGUCUUCAAGUUGAUGCCUAAGUUGCAGAUGAACCUCCGCGAUGGGGCCCUGCAGGACAUCGAGACUGAGGUCAUGUCCUGCGUGGCGGAGCGCGUCAAGAAUAUCCAGGGCAUUGACCAGAUGGAUGGUGACCGCCAGGCGCGCUGCUUAGCAGAAUUCUACCCCGACGCUAACGCGUGCAUGAUUGGGUGCAAGCCUGGUGCCUUCAAGACUUCUCUGAAGAAGGAGUUGGGCGUGCUCGCGCCAUUGCAGGCGGCCUCGCAGUCCCUUCAAAUGGUCGUUGCUCUCGACAACGCGUGCAAGAGGAUUGAACGCGGCCCUGGGGGUGGAGUCGCCCUGGCGGAUUCGGUCGAUGAGCAGGGCAGCAUCAACGAUGACUGGGCCAACCUCUUGGAGGCCAGGAAGGCUUGCCACGGCCAGAAGAUCCCACCGCUUGCUGGCGACGACGACCAGAGGAACAUUUCGAUCAUAGCCUUCUACCGCCGUAUUUGGGAUAUCAUCCAGAGCCAACCAUUCAGCGAGUGGCGCGGCCUCGACGCUUAUGGGAUCACUCUCGUCACGGACAUCGGCGACAUGCUUCCUCAAGAAGAGCGUGCCAAUGGCUUCGACAUGGCUUUCCAGAUGGCCAUCCGCAUCGUCGAGAUCCACUCCACCAUGGUAUUCCUGGAGGUGUGCGAGCCAGAUGCCAAGAGCCAGGAGGUCGACAAGCUCGCGCGCAUCCUGCCCGUCAAGGCCCCCGCCGAGGACGACGCAGAAACGAUCCGCAUGCUGAGGAGUCUGACUGAUGGCCUACGUCAGGUGAGACUGGAUGCCAACGACCUCCGCGUUCGCCUCAUCUGCGAAUUCUUAGCCACGGCUGUAACUAACAUCGAGUCGAACCAGGUGGGGUCCAAGUAUCUCUUAAAGAUUGACGGCCAGAAGCUGGUCGACGACUGGAAGAAGGGGCUGGAAGUCGUCAAGGCGGCCCAGAAGCUGGUGCAGAAGUACAAAGACGUUGAUGGCGUGAAGGAGUCUAGGGCGUUGAAGGGCACCGACGAGGCGAUCGAGCAGUGUUUCGUUGUGGUGAGGGUCGCCAGGGUCACGAUCACGGAGGCGCAGCUGCUUAAGUGCGAGGGUGAUCUUUCGAAGGAGGAUACCAAGAAAUGGGUGAAGCUCCUGGCGUCUUGCGGCGCAGAUCCCUCAUCCAUGCGCCCAGCGUUGUACGCGAUGCUGCAGAAGGUGCUCCAGGCCGCCGCCUGA